Molecule: messenger RNA, 2381 nt
Organism: Dothidotthia symphoricarpi CBS 119687
Lineage: Eukaryota; Fungi; Ascomycota; Dothideomycetes; Pleosporales; Dothidotthiaceae
Product: forkhead transcription factor-like protein
Exons: 1
Coding region: 100-2361 (753 amino acids)
Biological process (GO): regulation of transcription by RNA polymerase II
Molecular function (GO): RNA polymerase II cis-regulatory region sequence-specific DNA binding; DNA-binding transcription factor activity, RNA polymerase II-specific
Source: RefSeq, a predicted model, not a curated record
UGUCGACACCCAAUCUGAGAUUCUGCACGCGAUUUUACGCGUCAAAGCGCCUGGACAGGCUAUACAAGCCUCUUAGAGACGCCGUCGGUCGUGCUCGCAAUGGCUGCAGCGCGCCGACAACCGUCCUUGCAGAUUUUUCAGGACCCUCUCACUCCCCAGGCCUUCCACCGCGCCAACACGUACGACCCGCGAUACUUGGAUGCCUUUGUGUCUGUCACCGACGUGUCAAACGCCUCCCACACACUCCUCUCACCGCCACAAGCCCUGACAGGCGCGCCUUCUCCGCGGAAGGGCCGACAGAUCUCCAGCUCUCCCCCUCCCAGUGCCCUCGUCGAGAAAGGCCUCAACUCCGUGUCUCUGCCUCCGCCACGAGAGCAGAGCUUCCGUACAGACGCGCCUCCAAAGAAGUCACAGCCGUCCGUACCUGACAUGGCACAACCCUUAGCGGGGUUCUGGGCCAGUUCCCAAACACAAAUCGACAAAGAGAACGCGUCCUCUUAUGCCGCGCCUUUCACAUCCAAGAUGUCAGCCGCAGAACCGUUAGUGAAGCAAACGACCAAGCGGGGUGUCAUAGACGCGACGCCGCUACGGGAUCGCAGCAAGAAACCCAAAGCCAAGGAAGUGAAGAUCGAGGAAGCAGAGGGCCCGCUGCCAGAACCAGAGGCUAUGCCCGGAGUCGAGGACGACGGAAACAAGCCAUCGUACAGCUACGCAAUGCUCAUUGGCAUGGCCAUCCUGCGGGCACCAAGCCGUCGAUUGACACUCUCCCAAAUCUACAAGUGGAUUUCAGAUACUUUCGCCUUCUACCGCAACUCCCCGGAGACGGGUUGGCAGAACAGCAUCCGCCACAACCUGAGUCUGAGCAAGUCGUUCUCUAAGCAAGAGCGCCCAAAGGACGACCCUGGAAAGGGCCACUACUGGAUCAUCAACGCUGGCUUCGAGAAGCAGUACCACAAGAUCAAGAUAGCCCGCCGACUCACCAACCCUGAUACUUUCUUGCCAGCAUACCCUAGUGACCUGCCACAACCGACCACGUCAACGUCUGCUAGCUUUCCGCCAAUGAGCGCGACUAAGGGGUUCGACUCGAGCAAGUUCACAGAGGAGCCCGAGCUGCCUUCUUCAGACGCCACUAUUCUCUGCUCGGACCCAGCUGCCCAUGACGGACAUGAUCCUAUGAGCAUGCCACCGCCACGCCAAAUUCCAUCCUCGCCCCCACCAGCAGAUAUUCGGUCCUCACCCCCACCGCCUGCUUCGCGCCCGCGUUCAGCUCGUGAUGACACGCCGCCUCGCGCACCACGCCUCCCGUCCAACAGCCGAUCCGGCGGACGAAAACGCAAGUUUCACGUUCUUAAUGACAGCGGCUACUAUUCGUCUAUUGAAUCAUCUGCCAUGAAAGGCAACCCCCUUGGGCCGCUACUCACUUCUGAUGCAGAUCAUGAGCGCCCAAUCAAGCGCGGACGCGCCGAAGAGGAAAUCGCUCGCAUACGUGGCUCCUCAUACGACUCUCCGUCGAAGACUCGGCCCUACAUGAAGCAGCCGGCAAAUGCCAGCAUCAUCUCGUCACCGUUCCGCCAGCCUGGAAAACUGAACAAUCCAUUAACCCCUGCCAUCGUCUUCAAGCGUCCUGCUCUUCCACCGGCUUCGGCAUCUCCAAAUACCAAUCUGCGCAACCAUCGCAACAAAAUGCGAGAACUUGUUGGCGGCUCGCCAGACAAAAGCCUGGCCAUGUGGGUAGAUACGUCCUUCUUGGAUGGCAAGGGCUGGAGCCCGGCUGUCUCGAUACCAAACGAGGAGCAUGUGAACCUAGUGGGUGAAGGCUUUGAAAGCACUUUUGACGUCUUCGGCAACUUCAGCUAUAAUGAUAGCCCAAUCAAGCGGAGUACAAAACGUCCUCGUCUGGAACGUGCUGCAAGCACAGGCGGCCUUCUUGCAAAUGUCACUGGUGCGAGGAACAACGUAGCCAACUCUCCGACGCCUAACUGGAAGAUGUCGUCCUCCUUUCUCAACAUCCCAAAUCUGUCGCCGGCUAAGAAUCUCUCCCCGCUAAAGGCUCCCAUCCUGAAACCGUCGACUUCACACCCACUGCCAGCCUUCUCGUUCCACAACGUGAACAAGGAGAACGGCCGCACUGGCCUCACCCCUCCGAAGUCAUUCCACAUCUCUGCAACACAGCAACAGCAACAACAAGACGACGAUGAUAUCUUCCACCUCCUGCACAGCGACGAGUCUGAGCCAGGUAUUGAUCUCUUGCAGGGUUUCGAAAAGAUUGGAGCCAGGACAUCUGCCGUCGCACCGAAUGGAUCACCUCAGAAGGCAUCUGCGAGGCCAGGUAUGGUCCGCAGCUCCACAGUGCGAUUCUAGGAUUUACAUGUGGACAAUGA